CUCUGCUUCCCAACUAACACCCCUGCCUCGCUCGCUCCAAUAUUCUGUUUUUUCUUCUGGACCACCUCUCUGUUCUGUUCAUUCAUAUUCCUCUGUUCUCACACUGAAACUUGUUUCACCCUCUCUCAUCUCAUACCUCUUGGCCACCAUGCCUCUGCUUCCAGAAUACCCGUUAUUCUAUUUUUGCAUUAUCUUUCCCUGCUUUGUGGCCCUACCUUACUCAGGCGCAACCACAGUUCAGCCAAUCGUCCCAAACCCAUCUCCGCCUAUAACAAUCCCUGCUGUUCCAGAACAAUCCGAGCUUACUGGGUGCUCUCUGAAUCUCUCAGAAGAGCUGUUUCAUGGGGUAAAAACUGCAUGUAGCGCAACCAAAGAGGGUGCCGGUGGGGAGCUCCACCGGAGCCGGUGCUGUCCGGUGCUGGCAGCGUGGCUCUACUCUGCCUACUCCGCCACCGCUCUUGGAUCUCCUACUCCUACCACAUCGUCUGACAUGCCGUUGCUGCCAGAUGAUUCAGAAACAUGUGUGAAUGGCUUGGGAAAGGCUUUGAAACUGAGAGGGAUCGAGCUGAUUCAGCCGAAUGAGACCUGUGAUGUGGUGUAUUGCUAUUGUGGGAUUCGGCUACACCCCUUGAGUUGCCCUGAGGCAUUUUCGGUUACCCACAGUGGCAAACUUGUCGGGAACAAAAAUGUGAGAAGAUUGGAGAGAAAUUGCUUGAGCAGUAGCAUCAAUGUGAAUAAAUUUCCAGGUCUUGGCGGGUGCUCCAAAUGCUUGAACAGUCUCCAUUCGCUUACCAAGAAGACAACUUCAAAUUCAAGCAAAACAGGGGACAGGACCGCCAAGAUCCACAACAAAGAUUGUGAGCUCAUGGGCUUGACAUGGCUUUUGGUUAAGAACCAAACUGCUUAUAUGCGCACAGUUUCUGGGGUUCUCCGUGCCUUGAUGUUGAGCACUAAUGGCCCUUACCCAAAAUCUUGCUCUUUAAACAGUGAUGGAAAGCCUAUGGCUGUCGAUUCCUCAGAGAUCUCUGAUCACUCUGCAUCCGUCAACCUCCAAGCACCUGUUUUUCUUCGCUUAUUUUUACUUUCAUUGCUACUACUUUUGCAUCUUACAAUGUUAGCUGCAGCAAAAUAUUGAUCACAGAGACCGACAUUGUGUAGAUCCCUGGUGCUUCGAGUGUUAUUUAAUUAACAGUUUAGAUCUCUAUAAUUUUUCCUAGUCGUUUAUCAUAAUAGGUGGGCUAAACUCCACUGUAUUCGUGUGGAAUUUUAGUAAAGUUAAAUUUGAUACCUCUUCUGUUUUAAAAAUUCAUUUGAUUGAUAUGUAUUGUAAAUACUACACAAACGCUUGUUAUCGUGCGGGUUUU
Neltuma alba is the source of this 1364-nucleotide messenger RNA. RefSeq lists its product as uncharacterized. The record is from RefSeq and is a predicted model, not a curated record. The transcript is spliced from 2 exons. Bases 149 to 1135 code for a protein of 328 amino acids. NCBI's taxonomy places the organism in Eukaryota, Viridiplantae, Streptophyta, Magnoliopsida, Fabales, Fabaceae.